AAAAGAAAAGAAUGGGGAAGAAGCUUGUUACAGUGUUCCUCAUGUGUAUUGUUGUUUUUGCAGCAGCAAUGCAUGUAGCUAAAGCCGCCGGUGAUGAUCACUACCACGCCGUCAUGGACGCAGCCACAGCUCCCGCCACCAUAGACCCAACCCCAGUCGUGGCGUCUGGGGACUGCUUCAGCUCUUGCAAGAAGGAAUGCGGCAGCCCAGACACCUGCCUUAGGAAGUGUCGGAAUCAAUGUGCCGAAAAUGAAGACAAGAUGUCUGUAGAUGAGGAAGAAUGAAGUUUGACGAACAUCAAGGUAGACCGUAGAGGGGAAGCAUAUUAAAUUAAUUACCUUAAAUUAGUACACGAGCUGAAAAGUCACAUGGAAAAACAAGAAUAAUGUAUGGAUGAAAUGCACAAAUAGAGCAGAAUUGCUAUAAUGUAAUUUUAGCACGGAGAAAUAACAUUUUGUAUUGGAGAUGA
Messenger RNA from Cornus florida, 469 nucleotides. RefSeq lists its product as uncharacterized. The record is from RefSeq and is a predicted model, not a curated record. Bases 12 to 284 code for a protein of 90 amino acids. Lineage: Eukaryota; Viridiplantae; Streptophyta; Magnoliopsida; Cornales; Cornaceae. The transcript has 3 exons.